AGGCAAAACAUAAAGAAAAAGGGCAGACUGGGGUUUAUAUGUUCCAUGCUCAGGCUUGCUAAAAAAGCCAUUCUGCCAAUUCCAUGCAUUCAGCAGGUUUAGGCAGAGGAACCCCAAAAGUGCUGUGUUCUAUUGUCUCCAGAUUGUGCUGCCUCUUUAAAAUCAGAAGUGCGUGGACAGCUUCAAGGUGCCUCCCACUGAGCAAAAGCUUUAGAUGCAGGCACAGAGGCAGAGGAGCCAUCCUCCCCUGAGCAGAAGGCUAAUCUAAUGGGAGAGAAAGGAGCAUUCAGCGGAGUCCUUGGGCUACUUCCUUUCUCUCCUCCAGUAACAGCAGCAUGAAAGAAAUCUGGCGGCUCUCCACAAGGUGCCUGAGACCUCCAAGAGGAUGAGUACAACUGCAGAAGGAGAUAAGUGAGGCUGUUGUCCUAUAAUCUUCUGGGGACAAAGUUACUCACUGCUCGAAAGGAAGUUUUGGGUGAGGUCUCUUGCCUGCCAGUCUUGUGCCCUGCCACACUGGGCUAACAAAACACCGAGGGCCAACCAAGCUGCACAUGCCAAAAGAAGUCAGAUAUGGCCACAGAGCAAACUGAACGCAACCUAAAUGCUACCGGCCCCCUCAAGUUUGCUGCAAUCUACAACAUUCAUGAUAGAGAUUUCACCUCUUUGCGAAACUUCUCUUUCCCUUUCAAUUUCACUUACAGCGAUUAUGACCUGCCACUGGACAGUGAAGAUGACGUGACCAAAAGCCGCACCUUCUUCACAGCCAAGAUUGUGAUCGGUGUUGCUCUGGUUGGCAUCAUGGUGGUCUGUGGCAUUGGCAAUUUCAUCUUCAUUGCUGCUCUCGCCCGCUACAAGAAGCUGCGAAACCUCACCAACCUGCUGAUUGCCAACCUGGCCAUCUCAGACUUCAUCGUGGCCAUCGUGUGCUGCCCCUUUGAGAUGGACUACUAUGUGGUGCAGCAGCUGUCCUGGGAGCACGGCCAUGUCCUCUGUGCCUCAGUCAACUACCUACGAACUGCCUCCCUCUACGUUUCAACCAAUGCUCUCCUGGCUAUAGCUGUUGACAGGCUCUUCUCUCAGCCUCAUGCACCAUGGACUCUGGAGACCAAGGAGUAAGACUCUGAGGAUCAGCCUUGUGCUAACAUGAGUCUGACACGACUGACUCACAGCCAGAGACCUGCUCAGUAAACUCCUUACAGAAAGGUGAUGAUCACAAGACCUCUUUCGUGUACAAAUACAAUGCACAUCUCUGUAGACCCUUUGCACGUACAUAUGCGACCCCUCCUUCCUCUUCUUUUCUCCAGUUUCUCUCAUGUGCCAUUUCAGACUUUAGUAUAGCAUUGCACAGUUUUCAGUCCCUGAGGGAAAAAUCAGGGCAGGAAAAGUUAGCCUUGCUGAAGGCUGUACAGAUACAGCUUGUGUAUGGCUGACUCAGCUGUUCCUGACAUCAACUCAAGUUAAGUCUGUGAAAAGACUCUGAAGAAGUUCAGAGAUGUUUUGCCUGGUGUUGGCAAGGGGAUAAUCAGCUCCUACAAAACAAAUCCUUAACAAGCAUCAAACAGAAAAUCCUUUCAACAGCAGCUGAGGACUUGGGGUAAAGCUUCUAAACACUACCAUGUAUACAUUACCAUCUUCUAUCAGUUUUUCAGCUUCUACAAAGUUUUCUUGGAAAGCUCUGCUAGUGCAUCCCAGGUUGAUGAAGUAACAUGGGUCAUGGUGUCCUUAUGUCUGCUAAGAAAUCAGAUUUAUAGCAUAUCUUCCCACACAUCUUUAAAAACAAGCCUGGCAAAGAUUAAUCACUGAAGCUUGUUGCAAGUAUACGCUGUUUUGAUUUCAUUGCUUUUCUUUUUUCUUUCUUUUUUCAAGCUAUUGACUUCUCUCAGUGGGAGAGAAAUCUCACUGUUUAAAAAACACCCAUUCCAUGUUAGUUAUGUCAUGUGGAUUGUUGACUUCUGUCUCUAAAAAGAACAGGCUCCUAGCAAAAGUCUUCUUAUAUUUAGAUCAUUUUAAAGGAAUCAGCUGUGUAAAUCAAGUACGUCUGUCCCACUGAGGAUUUCCUUUAGGGAGGGCUCUCUUUCUUCUUCCUUCAUGUCUAUUCACAUGAAAAAAUAGGAAUUUCACAUUUAUAAGGCCACAUCCACACUAGAAAAAAUACAACAUCUGAAGAGGAAGAGCACUUGAUAAGGGUCCAAUGUCCACAUGGCAAAUAUUUAGCUGGGUGCCCUGGACCAAAUAGCCAUGGGCACUUAUGUACACUUUUGUACCACAUCUUCCAGGACAGUCUCAUCUGAAUUCAGUUCAUGAACUGCAGGACCACUCCACAGUAACAGUCCAAGUGCGAUAAGCAAUGACAAUCAGGAAAUCUACCACAAAAGCUUCCUUCUGACUCAUUGGACAGAUUGAUCCCAUCCAGCCAAAUGUUCUGCUGAGCAGAUAUGCUAUUUAUGAAUACAUACACAUACAUUAUGCCACAACAUACUUCCCCAGGACCUGGUCUAAAAAUGUUAACCUAUCUACUCCACAAUGAGGCUGACUCAUUCUGCUGUCCUCUGACAUUUACUCUGCCACUAUUAAGAGCCAUGAACAGUUUAUCUGCUUCCAAGACCUGGCUGAUGGAAAGUGGUGCUGACUUUCCAUUUUACUUUAGAAUGAAUAUAUCUUAUGAUGCUAUUCUAUGUAUUGAAUAUAUACAGAUGGAAUAGACUCCAAAGGAAUGAGAAAUUCCACUUUUUGAAACAAUACUUUGGGUUAAAUACGGUUGUACUAGGACCUCUGAUAAAAAUCUCCUAGCACGAAUACCACAACCUUGCAGCUUUACAGUCCUAAGCAGUGCAAAUACCUAACUCAAGUUUUCUGCUUUGCCAUAUUACUUAAUAUAUACUUAUAUACUAUAUAUUUAAGAUGAAUAAGAAAUAGUCAUCUUCAGAACAAACAGAAAAAAGGUUUGCAUGGGCAGAAAAUAGAUACACACUCCACUAGGGUGUGUAUAUGUAAAAUAGAUUCACAUUCUGUUGAUGGCUUAAAAUUAUGUUCUCCUGUAACCAUACAUUAGCAUCGCCUUCAGGUCUUUGCACCCCACAGAAUAACCACUGAAGUAAGAAAAACACUGUGGAGUAUAUUUCACCUCUUCAUAAAAAGAGCUAUUUAAGUAGCUCUCUAGGGAAAAUUUUCCUGAUUCUACAUGUCGGCAUUUUUCAAACUCUUGCUCCUAUUUAAAGGGAAAAGUUGUGAGACAAAAUUGUAACUCAACUCCAGCCUGCUACUUCACAAAAUGUUCUUACAGAUGAUUAUGUCCUUACAGACAAAGAUGUUCAGGCUCUCCCCUCAGGAAUGACAGCAAUUUCCUCCUGCCCAAUUCUUUGCAUUUUGAAAUGUGUUCUGACCAGCAGUGUUUUUAGACUUCAUUUUGAAUAUAUUUUUUGUUCUAGGUAUCUGGCUAUUGUUCACCCUCUGAAACCACGCAUGAAUUAUCAAACAGCAACCUUCCUCAUUGCCUUGGUCUGGGUUGUCUCCA
Messenger RNA from Catharus ustulatus (Swainson's thrush), 3514 nucleotides. It is a transcript of the gene PROKR1, whose product is annotated as prokineticin receptor 1. Gene Ontology annotation, cellular component: membrane. Gene Ontology annotation, biological process: neuropeptide signaling pathway. The transcript has 3 exons. Gene Ontology annotation, molecular function: neuropeptide receptor activity. Bases 571 to 1116 code for a protein of 181 amino acids. NCBI's taxonomy places the organism in Eukaryota, Metazoa, Chordata, Aves, Passeriformes, Turdidae. The record is from RefSeq and is a predicted model, not a curated record.